Molecule: messenger RNA, 1052 nt
Organism: Talaromyces stipitatus ATCC 10500
Lineage: Eukaryota; Fungi; Ascomycota; Eurotiomycetes; Eurotiales; Trichocomaceae
Product: NADH-ubiquinone dehydrogenase 24 kDa subunit, putative
Exons: 3
Coding region: 57-839 (260 amino acids)
Molecular function (GO): NADH dehydrogenase activity
Source: RefSeq, a predicted model, not a curated record
AACCACAACUCUUCAACCUCACGCCUGCCAAUUCACCAACAUCCACGCCAGGAAUAAUGGCCUCCAAACUAUUCCCCGCCGUUGUGCGCUCGUCCCGCCAGAUUAUUCCACAAGUUUCCAAACCCCAAUGGCGAUCAUUCUCUGCAGUUGCGCCGAAGCUCAGCGAUACUCUCCAUGUGCACCGCAACAAACCCGACAACAACCCAUCCAUCCCUUUCAAGUUCAGCAAAGAGAAUGAAAAAAUCAUCGAUGAGAUCCUCAAACGCUAUCCUCCCCAGUACAAGAAGGCCGCUGUUAUGCCCCUUCUCGACCUCGGACAACGCCAGCAUGGAUUUACUAGUAUCAGCGUUAUGAACGAGGUGGCUCGUUUGUUGGAGAUGCCCCCAAUGCGAGUUUAUGAAGUCGCGACUUUUUAUACCAUGUACAACAGAGAACCUGUAGGCAAAUACUUUGUCCAGGUCUGCACGACGACACCCUGCCAACUUGGUGGAUGCGGAAGCGACAAGAUCGUACAGGCAAUCAACAACCAUCUCGGCAUCACCCCCGGCCACACUACAGAUGACGGCCUCUUCACUUACAUCGAGGUUGAAUGUCUCGGUGCCUGCGUCAAUGCUCCCAUGGUCCAGAUCAACGACGACUACUACGAAGAUUUGACUCCCGAGUCCAUUGUUCAACUCUUGACUGCCCUCAAGGAAUCAGCCACAAAUCCUGCUGCCAAGGUCCCUGCUCCUGGACCUCUCAGUGGACGGGAAACAUGCGAGAAUAGUGCCGGUUUAACGAACCUCAAGGAGGUUGUAUGGAACCCAGAACAGAUGAUGAGGAAGGACGGAGAGUUGUAAGCGGAAGCGCCUUAUGGACUCUUGUUUGUUUUUCUUUUCUUAUUGCAGAAGUCGUCUUAUGCUAUAGAACUGGGAUUGCGACUUCGGUAUUGGUGAGAUUUCGUGGAGACGGUGGUUAAGAUUAUGUUCUUUUAUAACUGUACAGUAUACCGUCACCAUAGUUUGUGGUUUUUUAUGCAAGAAAGAAAAUCAAACCAUACACAUCACGUGUUC